GGUCAUGAGCCAGUACCGUACGUACAUACACCAGCUCGAGCUAGCUCCAGUGCAUGCAGUGCAGUUCGAGUAAACUUGAUUUCAGAUUCAGAUCGGGUGAGACCUUGAGAGGUUCAUGUAGUUAGGGACUAGAAUAAUGAAUGUCGACUGUGCUUAGAUAUGGCAGAUACUCGGGAUUUUCUUCUAGAAGAAAUCAAGCACCUCCUGAAAGAGGUGAAUGACUUUCUUUCAAUUACACUGAAGAAGGAGAAGCUAAAGAAAGAUGUUGGAUCUAAGAGAGAAGAUUUAUGUCAACAGAUCACCUCUGUCAUUGGUAAAGUUGACAAGAUAUUGCCAGUAGAACAGGAGGAAUAUGCUGAUGUGGAGAUAGAGGAAUCCCACAAUGCACCUCCCAUCGAGGAAGAAGGUGAGCUGUAUGAGGAUACAGCCAUCCCAGACUCUCCCAAUAAGAACAUGAUGUCCCAAGGCUCUGACCAUGAUACCUUGGAAGAACCAGAAUUACCCCAGGCAUCAGAAAAGGAUGAAAAUGGAGAACCAUACAGUGACAUGAAAAUUGGUCCAAUAGCUGCUACGGACCUCACCAAACCCAUCAAGGAAGGCUAUCUAGAGAAAAGGAGGAAAGAGGGUCAACUUGGAAUUUCCCAGUGGCAGCGUCGCUACUGUGUCAUCAAAGAAAACAUCUUCUACUACUUUAAGAACCCCAAUGACAAACAGCAGAAGAAUGUAAUUAUACUGAAUGGAUACGAGGCAAGGCCAAACUCAGACUUUGAUAAGAAACACAAGAAGAGAGACUUCAUCUUUGAAGUUGUCUGCCCAGCAAAAAGGUCAUAUCAAUUCAUAGCAUCUAGCAAUGAAGAGAUGAGAUCCUGGAUUGAUGCGAUAUCUUCUGCCAGCACUAUUGUCCCAGCUGUUGAAUCAUCCACAAAGCCCAUUCCAGAGGCUGUGGCAGGUACACCUCCCCCUCCUGAAAAACCACCAUCUCCAAUACCCGAAGACUUUGAUGAGACUUAUGAUGACGUAGAGACUUAUCAAAAGUCAAAGAUUCAGAAGCCUCCUGAAGUUCCUCCGCCUCCAGGUGACCAGGGUGAGAUAUAUGAUGAUACCGAGCUAGAGAUCAUUGACACUGAUGAAGUAUAUGAGGAUGUAUCCAGUGGUACCAAAGAACCAGAAGCAGCACCCAGACCACCACCAGCUCGACACGGUGCACUACCAGAAGUACCACAUUCGCCAUCCCAACCCACCAUGCAACUUCCAGCGAUUCCUACGUCUCAGCGUCCCAAGCCAGAUCUCCCAAGGAAGGUGUCGGAUGAGAAGCCUGCACCUGCACGAAGGGCAAGUGACGAGAAGACCCCUACAAAGACUGAAAGCUUGCCACCUUUACCAACCUCAACCCCGACCGUACCUCCCAAACCAGAACCAUGGGAAGAGGAUUAUGACAACAUUUAUAUGGGUAUGUGGGACUGCUUUCCCGAUGAUGAUAAUGAAUUGGAGUUCAAGAGAGGAGAAUUGGUUCAUAUCAUAAGUAAAGAGUUCGACUCCUUCAACUGGUGGGUAGGUGAGAAGAACAGCAAAAUUGGUCUGGUGCCAAAAACCUACCUAAUGAUGGCAUAUAGUUUAUGAUGCAAGCUUUGAAAAGUUGGGCGGUUUUCAGAGUCACUUCUUGGCAAAGCAGUAAGGAAGGAAGUCUCAUAUAUAUCCACUGAAUACAUUCAUUCGCAAGUGAAAUAUGCAGCAUUUAAACGAGAAAUGCAUCUCAGUAUGAACAAUUUUUAUUUUAAGUAUAUAUAUUUCACAUAUUAUGAUAAUCACUUUAGUUAUACAUUUUUUAUUUUUAUACAUUUUUCAAACAUGUACAUCAUAUUUUCUAUUAUUCUGAUCAUAUGUUCUUUUUUUGGGGGGGUGGCUAUCUUUUAUUCUGGAAAUAGAAUUUACAUGAAACCACUCUUUUCUGUAUGGUUAUCUCAUCGAUGGGCUCUCUUUAUAUAACUUCUAUUAUGGUGCAGAAGGAGGACUGACUUUUCUUGAUGAGGGUCCAUUUUUAAAUACAUAAAGGUGUGUUACAUGACUGUUCUAAGAUUUACUCUAGUCUUGUAUCUUACCUACUGUGGAGAAAACAAAGAAAAUAUCAAGAAUUUCAAUCUACCAAUAAUGAGUGACAAUUGUUGAAAAGCUAAGUUUCUGUGGUAGCAUUCAUGACCAUACAUUGUGACUUUUGUGAUGCACUAAACAAGGGCUAUUUUUACACACCAACUUGUUCCAUGUUUGCUGUAGUUGUAGUCAAGCACAAAGUAUUACUAGUUUUCACUUUACUUACAUAUAACCUAUAUUAUUUUCAUAUUUUAAAAUGUCUAUUUUGCUUAAUAUUAUAAUAUAUGUUUAAGUUAUGUGAAAACAGAUGGCUGUAAUUGUAUUUUCAACUCAUUAGGCAUUGUUAACAUCAGUGCAUGUUUCUUGGUACAUACGUAUUUAGCAGGUAGUAGUAGAUGGAUAAAAUCAAUAGAUAGCGUGUAAUGUACUGUGAAAUAUAACUGAUUUUCUUGCACUGAA
This is a messenger RNA of Lytechinus variegatus (green sea urchin), 2547 nucleotides long. RefSeq names its product src kinase-associated phosphoprotein 2-A-like. Gene Ontology annotation, molecular function: protein binding. Gene Ontology annotation, cellular component: plasma membrane; cytoplasm. Lineage: Eukaryota; Metazoa; Echinodermata; Echinoidea; Temnopleuroida; Toxopneustidae. The coding region runs from base 160 to 1620 and encodes 486 amino acids. The record is from RefSeq and is a predicted model, not a curated record. The transcript has 7 exons.